Molecule: messenger RNA, 1011 nt
Organism: Cucurbitaria berberidis CBS 394.84
Lineage: Eukaryota; Fungi; Ascomycota; Dothideomycetes; Pleosporales; Cucurbitariaceae
Product: Aldo/keto reductase
Exons: 2
Coding region: 1-1011 (336 amino acids)
Cellular component (GO): cytoplasm
Source: RefSeq, a predicted model, not a curated record
AUGUCUCUCCCCAAAGCCCAACUCGGUCGCGACGGCCCUCAGGUCAAUCGCCUAGGCUUCGGCCUGAUGGGCCUUUCCACCUACUACGGAAAGCCCAAACCCGACUCUGAACGACUUGCUAUUCUUGACCAUGCCCACAAGCUCGGUGAGCAUUUCUGGGACUCUUCGGAUCUUUACGGCGACAACGAGGUUUUACUGGGAAAGUGGUUCAAGGCAAACCCAGAGAAACGAAACGAUAUCUUCCUGGCAACGAAGUUUGCCGUUUCCCAAGUGGACAGCAGCAUCGACAGUUCCCCAGAGUACUGCAAAGCCGCCUGUGACAAGAGCCUACAGCGCCUUGGCAUUCAGCAGAUCGACCUGUACUACUGCCACCGCGUCGACCAAAAGACUCCCAUUGAGAAAACGGUCCGCGCCAUGGUCGAGCUGAAGAAUGAAGGGAAGAUCAAGUACUUGGGACUGUCGGAGAUUAGCAGCGAGACGUUGCGACGUGCGCAUAAAGUCCAUCCCAUCUCCGCUGUGCAAGUCGAGUACUCCCCCUUUGCGAUGGAAAUCGAGAGCAAGCAGAUCGAUCUCUUGAAGACGUGUCGCGAGUUGGGUGUCGCUGUUGUUGCGUACAGUCCUUUGAGCAGGGGUAUGCUGACGGGUGCGUUGAAAGGACCAGAGGAUUUUGAAGAGGGCGAUUUUAGAAGCUUUGUACCGAGGUUUAGUGCGGAGAACUUCCCUAAGAACUUGAAGCUCGUGAGCCGAAUCACGGAGUUUGCAGAGAAGAAGGGAGCAACGCCGAGUCAGUUGACGCUUGCGUGGUUGCUAGCUCAAGGUCACGAUAUCUUCCCUAUCCCUGGCACAACAAAGGCUUCACGAUUGGAAGAGAACCUUGGUAGCUUGAAGGUGGAGUUGAAUAGCGAAGAGGAAGCAGCGAUUAGGAAGGCGGUCGAAGAGGCUGAAGUAGGCGGACAGAGAUACCCUGACCUGUUCAUGAAGAUGUGUUAUGCGGAUACUCCGCCGCUAUAG